Messenger RNA from Apis dorsata (giant honeybee), 2542 nucleotides. Its product is annotated as dynein regulatory complex protein 1. The record is from RefSeq and is a predicted model, not a curated record. Gene Ontology annotation, cellular component: axoneme; axonemal dynein complex. Bases 157 to 2499 code for a protein of 780 amino acids. The transcript is spliced from 11 exons. NCBI's taxonomy places the organism in Eukaryota, Metazoa, Arthropoda, Insecta, Hymenoptera, Apidae. Gene Ontology annotation, biological process: regulation of cilium movement; axonemal dynein complex assembly; cilium-dependent cell motility.
CAUUUUUAGCUUUGAUAUCUAACCUUUCACAUAAUAUACUAGUUUUAAACAUUCAUAUGUGUUAAAUUAACACAUAAAUAUUAAAUUUUUAAUUUUAAUCUUAAUUAUAUAUAUAUAUUUUUAUCUAUAUAUUUAUGCGUAUAAGUCAAAAAUAAUAUGUCAAUCUUUGGUAAAUCAGAUAUUUCACAGAUCAUAGAAGAACCAUCCAUUUUAUCAUCUGAUCCAAUCGAGCGGAAGUUGGCACGUAGACUUCGUAUACAACGACAUAUAGAAGAACGAGAUAAACAGAUAAAAGCUCAAGAUCAAGAAAUUGAAGAAAUAACUGACAUAGAAAAGCAAAUUUUUGAUAGUAUAGAAGCUUUGGAAAAAUUAACUAUAGAAGGGGAUGAAGUGAUCGCUGGUGUUAAAAUCGCAAACGAUGCCAAGGAAUUGGAAAGACGAAAGGAAGUGGAAGAGAAGAGGCAGAAAUUAUUGGAGAUCCUCGAGGAAGAGAACAAAGUAUACAUGGAGAAAUACGACGAAAUUACGAAAAAAUGGCCUGAUAUACUUGCCUUGAAACAUCCGUUGGAUAUUCAUGAUGAAAUAGAACUUCAAAAUGCCAGGGGUCUCGAAAUUCUAAAGAAAAAGGACGAUUUCAUCGCUCUAUUGAAGCAAGAGUUGCAGAAUGCCGAUUUAAUGUUCACUGAAGACGUGAAGAAACAAAACGAAGAUAUUAAUUUACUCAUCGAAAGAAUGGAAAGUCAAGUGAAAACGAUGACUAAAGCUUAUCGCCACGAGAUGGAACUGAUCGAAACUGUUAUCGAAUCUGAGCGUAAGAUGCUGAUGGAAAUUUCUAUGGAAAAAUGGAAUGCGCUGUUUAAGAAGCUUCAAGAGGAUACUUUUGAAGAGAAGGAGAAAAGAAAGGAAAUAAUGAAAGAAUAUGAGAUAGAGAUGGAGAAAGUAAUAAUAGAACAUCAAGAGAAAUUUAGGAAGCAAAAGAUCAUGUACGAGUUGGAAAUACAGAAUCUUCAACAGGAAGUGCAAAAUAUGAAAGCUUUGUGUAUAAUGAAUAUUGAGAAAUUGGAUUACAAUUUUGCAGUGUUGAAGCGGCGAGACGAAGAAAAUACUAUCGUGAAAAAUCAGCAAAAAAGAAAAAUCAACAAACUUCAAGAUAUUAUUAACAAUUUAAAAAAAACUUAUUCCGAUUUGGAAGAAUCAAAAAAGGCGGAAAUUCAAAAGCUCACUAAUCAAAUAUUAAAAUCGCAAAAAUCUGUGUUGGAAUUGAAGAAGAAAUCUAAUUAUCUUGCGAUCAUCAAUGAUAAGAAGUACAUGCAAGUUUGGGAUAUGAAUAUUAAAACUGCAAACGAAUUAAUCGAUAAGAUUUUAACGGCAGAUAGAAUUAUACACGAACAAUUGUUAUUACUGGAAUGGCAACCACCGGAGGAGGAGUUAUUGAAAAAAGAAGAUUUGCCUUCGUAUUGUGGCGCGAUGUGUGCCUUAAAAACAGAACAAGAGGAAGCCAAGAAAAGAAGAACGAUCACUAAAUUAUACAAACCACCAACUACUUUGGAAGAAAUAAAUUUAGAAAGACGCUUAUUGAAUCAUAUUUUUAAAUUGAUUUCUAAUCAAUGUGAUUAUCUUAUUGAAGACACAUUGAAAAUCUUACUUUCUGAAUAUACGGAAGAGAAUAAUUUAUUGAUUCGAUUGGAUAAAGUAUUCGAGGCGUUAAAAAUAACGAAUGAACAAGAACUUCAAUUUUUAUUAAAUUUUUUCUUACCAUACGCGCAUUGUCCCACUUGCACAAUUAAAAUUGUAAAAAUUCCUAGCGAAGAAAUUACAGAAAGUUCGUCUUUAAGCACUCUUCCCGACACUUGUGAAAACGAUUUCGAUAUGGAACAAAUUAAGUUAAUAGGAGCUGUGAAAGCGGCGCUUUAUGAUGAAUCAAAAACUGACGAUAAACAUGAGACUGAGAGUCAGAUGAAGGAAAGUAUAUCAGAAGAAUCUUCUUCGAUUGAUUCAACACCUGUUGAAACAUAUAUUGCAUCGACUUGUAUUUCUGAAGGCAUUAUUGAAGUUACCGAUGCUGAUGGUGAAUCAAAAAGAUUAUUAACAUGCGAUAAAGGUCAUUUAUUGGCAAUUGAGACUGAAUUUGUUUUAAAUGCAAUAAAAGAAUUUGUGGAAAGAUGUGAAUUCGUUAAGAAAGAAAUUUCAUUGGAUAAAGAUGUAAUAAAAGAGAAAAUAACAGUAUCUCGUAAUAUAACGGAAAAAGAUAUAAUAGAAUUUUGGGAACGAUAUCGAAAUAUGUUUUCGAAAGACAAAGAAAAAUUAUGGGAUAAUUUGUUGGUUGGUCUUAAACAGUAUUAUAAAGUGUUAAAAGAAAGGCAUAAAUUAAAUGCUGAGAUAAAAGCAUUACGAAAACAAAAUACUGAAAUGCGUCGUUUACUAAGUGGAAAUAUGCCAGAGCCUGAAAUCAUGCAGCAAAUUCAAAAGGAUAUAAUGGAUUCUACAUUUUAUAUGUAAUAGGAUCAAUAAAAAUUAUAAAUUAUUAUUACUUAUAACAUUA